Messenger RNA from Mytilus trossulus (common blue mussel), 2081 nucleotides. RefSeq names its product transient receptor potential cation channel subfamily M member 2-like. NCBI's taxonomy places the organism in Eukaryota, Metazoa, Mollusca, Bivalvia, Mytilida, Mytilidae. The record is from RefSeq and is a predicted model, not a curated record. Bases 35 to 2053 code for a protein of 672 amino acids. The transcript is spliced from 18 exons. Gene Ontology annotation, cellular component: plasma membrane. Gene Ontology annotation, biological process: monoatomic cation transmembrane transport; metal ion transport. Gene Ontology annotation, molecular function: monoatomic cation channel activity.
UGUUUGUGACAUCAACGAGAAAGAAACAGUAGAGAUGGAACGGUCGACAAAAUGUACCAGAGUAAAACUUAUCGAAUGGGAUUCCGAAUGUAAUGGGCUUAUAUUUUUUGCUUUGUUGCAAAAACAGUAUUGGACAGGUGCUCUUCAGCUGGUGGAAACAGGAUGUGUUGGGAUUCACCAUAUCCUUGUCGGAUGUGUCUUAUUAAACGACGAAUUGAACAAUUGGAAAACAACAACAGCCUUGAAGGAAAAACUACAACUUUUGCAAAGCGCAUUUACUGAGAGGGCCAUUGGUAUCACAAGCUGCAUAUACGAAGCAGAUAAUAUUGCAGAUAAUAACAUAACUAAAGAAUCUGACAUGGACAGGAUUGAGAAAACUACAGACGAUACAGAGCUUGGUGACAAUAUAAAUCAUGCUGGAAGGCUGUUGUUGAAUCAUAGAUAUCUAAGGGAUGCUAUUAAUACUCAAAACAAUACUUUCCUGAAAAAUGACACAGUAAGAAAAGUUUUAAACAAACAGUGGUAUGGCACAGAAGAAGUUGACUCGCAGACGAUUUUCAGAUUUAUUUUUCUUGUUGCAGCCCACUUAAUUCUGCUGCCCUUGUUGAUGAUCAACAUGGAAGCACGCCCAUUACGUCGGUUUUACAAGCAGUACAAGUUGCCUUUUCUGAAAGUAGUUAUACAUAUGCUGGGGUUCUUAGUUCUCCUUAUUGCAUAUGCAUAUAUGCUGCUAUUUGACUACGGUGAUAAAGGUCUUACCUCUUCUGAUUAUUUCAUCAUAGUUUUGAUUAGCAGUUUUGUGGUAGAUGAAAUUAAGCAGGUAAUUGUUGCUUUUCUUAGAGGACAAUUAAAAAGUUACGCAAGUGAUUGGUGGAAUACAUUAGAUUGGUUAUUUAAUAUAUCAUACACGCUAGGAAUGCUACUGAGAGCUGGUGGCGGAUCAGGAUUCCUGAAUACGUCAAAAUGUCUAUUACUUUUGGCAUUUAUGAUUCUUUGCGUCAGAAUACUAAAUAUAUGUUGCAUGACCGAGUUUUUAGGACCAAAGUUGAUCAUCAUACGUAAAAUGAUUAAACAAACUGUUGCCUUCAUGAUUAUUAUGACUGUCAUAGUGGUGUGGUACAGUGUAUCAUUUCAUGCACUUUUAUAUCCAAAUUCUGAGUUCACUUGGAGAGAAAUCGAAAAAAUUCUGUCAAAUGGUUAUUGGAUGUUAUUUGGAGAAAUAAACUUGAAGGAUGAAAAAGUAACAGUACGGAACUGUACUAAUACAAUCAAUGGAACCGUAGACGGUAAUGAUAAUGUACAGCAAUCUGCUACACAACUUGGUGAAGACCUCACACCUUACUUAAAAGCCUUAUACGGAUUGAUAGCAGUAGUUUUACUGUUAAAUCUGCUGAUAGCUCUGUACAGUGACACCUUCAAUUUAGUUCAACAACAAUCUGAGUUUUAUUGGAGGCAGAUACAGACUGAUUUUCUUGAGGAAUAUAGUAUCAAAACAAUAUUUCCAAUUCAUCUCCAGUUACUUGCAUUACCGGGAAUAAUUACUGCAAUUAUAUUGGUUUGCUAUUCGAACUUACGAGGGAAAUUAUCAAAUAAAUACAACAUUCAUGAGGGAAAGGCAAAGCUUAACAAUCGACCAAUGCUUGUCAGAGUUUUUCUGUAUGAUACGAAUUAUGAUUUAAAACUUAAAUCGACAGAAGAUGCAGAAGAGAAAGGUGCGCUGGACAACAAAGGGAAAAUAGACCUCGAAGAUUUUGACGCAAUUGCGACCAUGAACAAGAUAGCAGAUAGUUUGAAAGAUUUAAAAGAAAAGAAACAAAUGAGAGAACUUGAUUCUAAAAGAGCUGACAGACGAAAUCAUGAGACAAUGAACAAACUGGAAAAAAUAGAAGAUAGUUUAAAAGAUAUGCAAGGAAUGAAACAAAUGUUGUUGGAAAGACAGCAAAUUAUGGAAAUAAUGUUGAAAGAAAUAAUGAAAAAGUUGGAUAUAGAAACAAGAGCAAAACCUGAUCGUAAGACGGUUGACUGUUCUGACGAAGGACAAGAAUCAACUUGAGUUCUGAUUUUUGUAAAUUGUAAGUAAA